AUGGCUCCUCAACAACAACGUGCUGAGCACAUCCAUGAUCUCCGCGAGGUCAUGUCCGAAUUUCAAGAAGAGCUCCGUCAAUCCCUGACCAGUUCUCUUGAAACUGCUCUUCGAGCAGCGAUCGGAGCUCAACCACGACCGGUACGUCGUAACGCUCCGGCGGUUGAUGAAGAUUCUGAAGACGAAGAUGGAAACCCGUUUGCCGUGGAUGCUCAACGACGUCAGCAACAACAAGAUGCGUUUGGUGAUGCCCCUCGAGGGGACAAUCAUCGUUGGGAGUCAGGUUUUCGACUUGAUCUUCCUGAAUUUUCUGGGGGUUUACAAGCGGAUGAAUUUCUCGACUGGGUAAACACUACCAAGGAGCUUUUGACUUUUAAGAGUGUUCCCGAUGACAUGCGUGUCUCACUAGUUGCGACGCGUUUCAAGGGCAGAGCUUCAGCUUGGUGGCAACAACUCAAGGUCCAACGUGCUAAUUCAGGGAAGAAUCGCAUUAACUCAUGGGAAAAACUCAAGAAGCACAUGCGACGAACUUUCCUUCCAUACAACUAUGAACGUACGAUCUACACUCAGUUUCAGAAUCUCCGCCAAGGUAUCAAGAGUGUGGAUGACUACGCCUCUGAAUUUUUUUCACUUUUGGCGCGCAACAACUUGAAUGAAACAGCGUACCAAUCGGUUUCACGAUUCAUUGGAGGUCUGAAGCAGCAAAUUCAGAACCAGCUUCUGCAAUUUAAUCCCACCUCUGUCUCCGAAGCUCAUCAACGGGCUGUGCUUAUCGAGCAGAAUUUGCGAGGCCCCUCCUCCACUUGGGGCUCUUCUUCUUCCCGCCUACGCAUGCCUGCCUCGACUGAUUUCCCAAGCUCUUCUCGACCAGAUCAGACUCCUUUACCUCCCUCAACUGACAGUGUUAAUCCCAGCACUACUCAACGACCUAUUCGCUCUAUGACAUUCAAAUGUUUUAAUUGUGGUGAAACAGGACAUCGACAAGCUUCAUGCCCCAAACGCAUACUCUUUGGUGCCGAUGAGGUUGUCUAUGAUGAAGAGAUUGUCUCCGAACCACAAACCGAAACUGAAGAACGCGUGUCUGGAGAUACUGGUACGGUCUUGGUUCUCCGACGUAGCUGCCUUAUGCCACAAGCUAUCGAAGAAUCAUGGUUACGCACAAAUCUUUUCCGCACUACUUGUACGAUUCGGGGAAAAGUUUGUCGUCUCCUCGUGGAUUCAGGUAGCUGCACCAACAUCAUCUCCGAAGAAGCUGCUCACAAAUUGGCUCUCUUCACUGAACCUCACCCUCGACCGUAUCCUCUCGCAUGGUUAAAUGCAACAACGGAGCUGCGUGUGUCUCGACGAUGUCACGUACCUUUCUCCAUCGGACAUAAGUACAAGGAUUUGGUUUAUUGUGAUGUCAUUCCCAUGGACGCGGGCCACAUUCUCUUAGGGCGACCUUGGCAAUAUGAUCGACGAACGAUUCAUGAUGGGUUUGCUAACACUUAUACGUUCAGUUUUGAAGAUAAGCGCAUCACUCUUCUUCCUUCACAAGAGUCAUCCGCUCCAACCACAGAACCACAGAUAACCGUUCAGCCUGAGAGCAAGCCUCCUCCGCACUCUGUUCUGCUAGUUAAUCGAGUUGACUUCCUUGGCGAGCUUGAAGAAUCUCAGACUGGUUUGGCCCUUAUUCUCAAACCAACGACUCCGGCGUCCUCACUUGCGAUCCCUCCAGCAUUUCAGGACAUUGUUACCGAGUUUCAAGACGUCUUUCCUACGGAGCUUCCUCCUGGACUCCCUCCCCUCCGAGACAUCCAGCAUUGUAUUGAUCUAGCUACUAAUGCGACACUUCCAAACAGACCGCAUUACCGUAUGUCGCCACAAGAACACGAUGAGUUACGCCGACAAGUAGAGGAACUUUUAUCUAAAGGUUACUUGCGUGAAAGCCUUAGUCCUUGUGCAGUCCCGGCGCUCCUCAUUCCCAAGAAAGAUGGCUCGUGGUAUCUCAAGAGUGGCUACCAUCAAAUCCGUAUCCGCCCGGGAGAUGAAUGGAAAACGACUUUCAAGACUCGUGAAGGUUUGUUUGAAUGGCUUGUUAUGCCCUUUGGCUUGUCUAAUGCACCGAGUACUUUUAUGCGUGUGAUGAAUCAAGCUCUUCGCCCUUUUAUUGGACGUUUUGUGGUCGUGUAUUUUGACGACAUACUCAUCUUCAGCUCCUCUAUGUCUGAUCACCUUCAACAUCUUCGUGAUGUUUUACUUGUCUUGCGACGUGAUAAACUUUUUGGUGCAAUACAGAAGUGUGCUUUUGGAGAAUCACAGGUUUUGUUCUUGGGUUACAUUGUUUCCCAACACGGUCUUUCUGUUGAUCCGGCUAAAGUGGAAGCCAUUCGUUCUUGGCCAACUCCACGUACGGUGACUGAAGUACGGAGCUUUCACGGCCUUGCAUCAUUUUACCGCCGCUUCAUUCAUCAUUUUAGCAGCAUCAUGGCACCUCUCACCGAUUGUAUUAAGACCUCUCACUUCACGUGGACUCCGGCAGCUGAAGAAGCCUUUCAAACCAUCAAGACUAAGCUCACAACGGCUCCCAUUUUGAUUCUUCCGAGUUUCACCACUGCUUUUGAGUUACAUUGCGACGCAUCAAAAUCUGGCAUUGGAGCUGUCCUGAGCCAAGAAGGUAAACCCGUGGCCUUUUUUAGCGAGAAAGUGGCAGGCUCGCGGCUUCGUUAUAGUACGUAUGAUGUGGAGUUAUAUGCGGUGGUUCAAGCUGUCAAACAUUGGAGGCAUUAUUUGUUUCAUCGUGAGUUUGUGCUCUAUACUGAUCAUGAUGCACUUAAGCACAUGGGCUCUCAAGAUAAGAUCUCUUCUCGACAUGCAUCUUGGUUUGCUUAUUUGCAGCAAUUUACCUUUGUUAUCAAACACAAGGCGGGUGUUCUUAAUAGAGUUGCCGAUGCGUUAAGCAGUCGUCACACUCUCCUCACAACGAUGCAUACCUCGACCGUGGGUUUUUCAGUCUUACCAGACAUCUACCCUACAGAUUCUUUUUUUGGUAAGAUUUGGAGAGAUGUUCAAAGUGGCCAAGAAGAUCGUUAUCUUAUUGUGGAUGGAUUUUUGUUCCGAGGAGUUCAGCUAUGCAUUCCCGAGUGUAGUUUGCGGUUACAAGUGAUUCACGAGCUCCAUAAUGAAGGUCAUAUAGGCCGGGACAGAACGUUACAAUUAGUAACAGCCUCGUUCUUUUGGCCCUCGCUUCGACGUGAUGUGGAAAGAUUUAUUGUUCGCUGUGGAAUCUGUCAAGCUUCUAAAGGUCAUGCCUCCAACGCUGGUUUGUAUUUACCUCUACCAAUCCCUUCUCAACCUUGGACAGACAUUAGUAUGGACUUUGUCUUGGGUCUUCCGAGAACUCAACGUGGCCACGAUUCCAUCUUUGUGGUGGUUGAUAGAUUCUCUAAGAUGGUCCAUUUUAUCCCAUGCAGAAAGACAACAGAUGCAGUUCAAGUCGCUAUAUUAUUCUUUCGAGAGAUUUACAAGCUUCACGGCCUCCCUCUCUCGAUUGUUUCGGACCGUGACUCCCGCUUUUUGAGCCACUUCUGGCGUUCAUUAUGGCGUUUGUUGCGUACUAGCUUGGACAUGAGCUCCGCCUAUCACCCCCAAACGGAUGGCCAAACGGAAGUGACCAAUCGGGCUCUUGGUGAUCUCUUGCGUUGUUUGGUGGGAGAUAACAUCCGCUCUUGGGAUUCUGUUUUGUGUCAAGCUGAAUUUGCUCAUAACCAUGCUGUCAAUCGUAGCACUGGGUUUAGUCCAUUUCGUGUGAUCUAUGGUUAUGUUCCUCGUGGUCCUAUCGACUUGAACAUUGCUCCGGAUAGAACUCGUUCUCACGCUCGUGCUUGUGACUUGAUCGAUGAUUUUGCUGCUGUGCAUAAACAGGUUCAAACUCAUAUUGAGGCUUCUACCGCCAAGUACAAAGCUGCAGUUGAUGUUCGCCGUCGUGAUUUACAGUUCCAGGUCGGUGACAAAGUAUGGGCCGUCCUCACUAAGGACCGUUUCCCGCCUAAUACUUACAACAAGUUGAAAGCAAGAAAGAUUGGUCCUCUUGAAGUCCUUCAGAAGAUUAACAACAAUGCCUAUCGCCUGCGUCUUCCUCCUCACAUGAACACCGCUGACGUUUUCAAUGUGAAGCAUUUGGUCCCUUAUGUUGCUGCCGACGAUGAUGAAAAUUCGGGGUCGAAUUUUCUUUUACCCGGGGCGACCUGA
Molecule: messenger RNA, 4230 nt
Organism: Microthlaspi erraticum
Lineage: Eukaryota; Viridiplantae; Streptophyta; Magnoliopsida; Brassicales; Brassicaceae
Source: the annotation of a GenBank genome assembly